GUCCGAUCGCUCCGUUCGUAGCGAUGCCCUUUGCUCCUAGUAGCGUCCUAUUUCUUGGUAUGGCUUGGGGCUUUUUGAACAGAUACCUUAAGACAACAACAUCGUUCAUCACGAUUGCAGGACUAUGAAGCAAGCACUUUCGAUUGAUCAUUGAUGGUAAUUGGUAAUCGAAAGCUUGGCUGGACCCGGUCAGCGUUGUGUUCGCUGUGUUUUUACAAGUACCGUGUUGUUCGCAGUGUCGCGCGGCCUCGGCAGAUGGUCCUUUGGCUUCAGGCCCUUUCCACGGUGUCGCCUCGGCGUCGCGCUCCUCGGAGCCCGGCGUGUUUCGGCACAACGAAACCAUGGCGGACUGUGAAUCCUUGAAGGAGACGAACCAUGGGACGUCCACCUCGUAUGGAACUUUGAUGGGAGUCGAGUAUCAAAGAGGAACUGGGGCUGUUCGUCUGAUCUAUUGUACAAUCAUUGCUGUGGUACUCUCCGGCAUUCGAAUUGUUUGUGAUCUGGCAGUGGGAUUUGCAAUUGCUCAUCAUUCGGCGUGGGUUUUCAUUUGCGUCUCGUUCAUAGAUUUGCUCCUUGCUGCGGCAGCGGCUACGGCGGCGUACUUUGCUUUGACCGUCAGACGACGGGGCAUCAUCGUUUUCGCCAUCACGUCGUUUCUGGAGACCGCAAUUUUCAGCUUGGCUUACUUUGUCGUAGUGACUCUGGAUGUUGUUCAUGCUUGGGAGCGCUGUGAAAGCCAGAAAUUAGCUUGUGAUCCGAGAAGCUCUGAGCUCAGCGAUCAUGGAC
Durusdinium trenchii is the source of this 786-nucleotide messenger RNA. The record is from the annotation of a GenBank genome assembly. NCBI's taxonomy places the organism in Eukaryota, Dinophyceae, Suessiales, Symbiodiniaceae.